Funneliformis caledonium is the source of this 723-nucleotide messenger RNA. The record is from the annotation of a GenBank genome assembly. Lineage: Eukaryota; Fungi; Glomeromycota; Glomeromycetes; Glomerales; Glomeraceae.
AUGAACUCGCGAAAACUUUCAUUAAACCAAUUUCCAGAAUCUCUAGGAGAACGAAUAAUUUUAAAUGUAGGCGGUGUUAAGUAUGAAACAUAUAGAUCAACUUUAACGGCAUAUCCAACAACUUUACUUGGUAUAAUGUUUCAAGAACGCAAUAAAGCAUUAUUGCACCCUACAAAUGGAAAUGAAUAUUUUAUUGAUAGGGAUGGUGAAUUAUUUCGUUAUAUUUUGCAAUUUUACCGUAAAAAUAAAAUUAUGUGGCCAGAACCUGGCUCCGAAUAUUUUUCUAGAGAAGAAUUAGAAGAAGAAUUUGAUUAUUUUCAAAUUCCCCAAACACCACAACAUUCUCAAAAUGAUAAUGUAUUAGCCUCGAUGUCAUCCACCAAAACUUCGCCGAUUGCAAAAUUGGUUUCAAACAAAUUAGAUAAUUUUAUAUUAAUAUUAAAACAAUCAAUAGUAGAAAUCUGUACAACUUUAUCUGAAAUAAAUGUAGAAAAAUUUAAUACUAUAUUUACGAUAACAUUUUCUCAAGAAACUUCAAUAUCAAAUGGUAUAACUUCUCUUAAUUUAAAACCAAAACCCAUGAACAAUCACGACAAUUUAAGUAAAACGUUAUUAAAAUGGUUAUCACCCUUCGGUAAAAUAGGAUAUUUUCUUUUAGAUAAAUUUGGGGAAGAAAUUGGUGAAUACUUACAUCAAUUAUACCCGAAGUUUCCUGGGAAUUAA